AUGGGAAAUCUCCAAGCUGACAUGUUGCUACAACAUUUCGCACACCCAGAGCAUUUGCUAGAAGUAUAUAAUUCCAACAUGGAAUACGAAUGUGAUGGUUGCUACAUGCCUGGUAUAGGGAAAAGAUAUCGCUGCCAUGGUUGCGACUUUGAUUUGCAUGAAUACUGUGGAUUAUGUCCACCGUUUCUUUCUUCUUUCAUGCAUUCUCAUCAACUUAAGCUCAUCAAUUUCAUGCCGCAAACCAAUAGCGAUCUCGUCGGCUUCUGCGACGUCUGUUGCGAUCCUGUUGAAGGCCUUUUCUACCGGUGUAAUCGUUGCAAUUUCGACGUCCACCCUCUUUGUACUCAGUUGCCUCAAACAAUACGUCAUGUCCUACAUCAGCAGCAUCGUUUAAGGCUUUUGGGCCCGUAUGAACCAGCUGGGAGAUGUGUUGUUUGCAGAGGAGCAUGUAACGCUUCUUCAUGGCCUUAUAGGUGUGCACAGUGUAGAUUUGAUAUUCAUCUUGAUUGUGUGUUGGUUCAAUGUGAAACGAGAAGGACACAACGAGGAAUCCAGACGUAUGUUCCACCGUCUGCAUUCCCUCAGCAACAGUAUUUUAGUGGUCAUGCUAAUGGAGUUAGUUCAUCUUACUAA
Nicotiana tabacum (common tobacco) is the source of this 633-nucleotide messenger RNA. NCBI's taxonomy places the organism in Eukaryota, Viridiplantae, Streptophyta, Magnoliopsida, Solanales, Solanaceae. The record is from RefSeq and is a predicted model, not a curated record.